Messenger RNA from Polypterus senegalus (gray bichir), 1014 nucleotides. Its product is annotated as ephrin-A3-like. The transcript has 5 exons. Gene Ontology annotation, cellular component: plasma membrane. Lineage: Eukaryota; Metazoa; Chordata; Cladistia; Polypteriformes; Polypteridae. Gene Ontology annotation, molecular function: ephrin receptor binding. Bases 298 to 957 code for a protein of 219 amino acids. The record is from RefSeq and is a predicted model, not a curated record. Gene Ontology annotation, biological process: ephrin receptor signaling pathway; axon guidance.
GAGAAGGGAGGGGUACACCGGAGCUGCCACUUCUCUGCCUUACACUCGCGCACAUCCCCACACACAGACUCGCACGGCACACAAAAACAGGACGCGUGGGGGAGAGUAGCAACUGGACGUGUAAUCAGCAGAAGGGAUAAAACAAAGGUAUAAAACGGCAAACAGCUUUCCUUUUUUAUUGGAACUAGCACGGUGUAUGCUGGGUUGAACUGAAGAAACCAGUUUUUUAUAUAUCCCCUUGGAGUUAACUACAUUAAGUGUCUACCACAUUAAAGGUGGCAAUUGCGAGAAGAAGAUAUGGCUCUGGCUAAUAUGCUACUACCUUUCCUAACAAUUACCUGUGCGGAAUUAUACCUGGCACAAGGAAACAGACACGCCGUGCACUGGAACAGUUCAAAUAUCCACCUCAGGAGAGAAGGCUACACCGUGGAGGUAAAUGUCAAUGACUACCUGGACAUCUACUGCCCUCACUAUAAUGACUCCUAUCCAGAGCACAAGAUGGAGCAGUACAUUUUGUACAUGGUCAGCUAUGAGGGUUAUCGAACUUGUGACCCUGCUUAUGGCUUCAAGCGCUGGGAGUGCAACCGACCCCAUGCACCACAUUCCCCCAUCAAGUUCUCGGAAAAGUUUCAGAGAUACAGCGCCUUCUCCCUUGGCUACGAAUUCCUUGGUGGCCAUGAGUACUACUACAUUUCAACACCCACCCAUCACCAUGGACGAGCCUGCCUAAAGAUGAAGGUGUUUGUUUGCUGUGCUACCACCUCUCAGUUGGAUGAGAAACUCCACCCCACUCCACCUGACUAUACGUUGAGACCAAACAUCAAGCUGGAAGAUCUUGAUAACUUCAAUCCAGAGAUCCCAAAACUGGAGAACAGUAUCAGUGGUAGCAGCCCAUCCAGAGAGCAUCUGUACGCCACUGUGGCAACACUCUUCUUGUUUGCGCUGUCUGUGUCCUAGCAGGCAUGAUUUGAGCCUCGUUUAAAAAAAAAAAUGCGAAAAAGAAAAAAAAAAAAA